Molecule: messenger RNA, 1519 nt
Organism: Nymphaea colorata (pocket water lily)
Lineage: Eukaryota; Viridiplantae; Streptophyta; Magnoliopsida; Nymphaeales; Nymphaeaceae
Exons: 7
Coding region: 381-1301 (306 amino acids)
Molecular function (GO): 3'-5'-RNA exonuclease activity
Source: RefSeq, a predicted model, not a curated record
CCCAUUUUCCCGAUAUCCCCCAAAAGAACAUUUUCUCAGCCUCAGAGUCCAGCGGAAACUUUGGGCUGGGUGGAUUCUUUGCCAAAGCUUCCUGUUGGUAAACGAUAGUCUUCUUACUGUAGUAGAAACUGGCCCGAGAGAUCAUCUGCGGCGAAAGCUCUGGGGACUCCGGCUUCUCUCUGUCGUCCAGCAGCCCCGCCCAAUGACGCUGAUGUAGAAAGUUGAAGUCAGAGUACGGCACCUUGGCCACCCAGCAAGAAAGGAACUAAACCAAGAACUGGAAAAUAGUGGUCAACAGAAAUGAUGGGUCUCUGUUAGACUUGAUUUUCAGAGAGGAAGAAAAGAGAGAGAGAGAGAGAGAGAGAGAGAGAGAGAGAGAGAUGAGCAUCUCUUUGACAGUGAUGACAUUUAAUCUUUUGGAAGAUCAGCAGGCUGACAGUCCAAAUGCAUGGGAGAAGAGGAGAGAUCUCUGUAUUAGUGUCGUGACAAGCUAUUCGCCAACAAUCAUCUGCACCCAACAAGGACUCAAAUCGCAGUUGGACUAUCUGCAGCAAGGUUUGCCAGGAUAUGAACAAUUUGGGAUCUCAAGGAAAGGAUCACAGGACAUCACAGAUCAGUAUUGCACUAUCUUUUAUGAUAAAGAGAAGGUGGAGCUCUUAGAUGGUGGAACAUUUUGGUUGUCCGAGUCACCCUCAGUUCCUGGAAGUAUGUCAUGGGGAUCUGAAGUCCCAUGCAUUGCAACAUGGGCGACAUUUCAACUCAAAAGAGUUGAGCCUCCUGGGUUCAGCUUCCAGAUUGUGAACACAAAUAUGGAUGAAUUCAGUCCUCGAGCUCGUAGGCGAAGUGCUCUGCUUACAUGGCAACACCUUGCUUCUCUCCCUCCUAACUUGCCUGUCAUAUACUGUGGUGGAUUUAACUCACAAAAAGAAUCAACAACUGGUCGAUUUCUGCUGGGAAGAUCAAGGGAGCAUGGAGUUAUAGGUGACAUGAGGGAUGCAUGGCAUGAUGCUCGAGUAAGAAAGAACGUCUCGCUCAUAAGGACUUAUCAUGGAUUCAAAGGGGAUAAGCAAGGAGCAGUAGAAUUCUUGAAAUUGAUAUUUAGAGCUCUCUGCCUGUGCUGGGAUCGGCAAACUCAAGACCUUCAUGUGGAUUGGAUUCUUUAUCGAGGCCGGUCCUUGGUUCCAAUUUGCUGUGAAGUGGUUAAUGACAACAUAGAUGGGUGCUACCCGUCAUCUCAUUAUCCGUUGUUUGUGGAAUUUAUGCUUCCUCGAACUGUAAGAAUGGUUGGAGAAUCGACUUAAAACAGCUUUUAAAAGGAAGAGUUCAGCUUCACCUACCACACACCCUCCCCCUUCUCUUCGGAGCUGCUUAAUAAUGAUUUUUGUAUCCCAGUUUUACUUGGUUUCUCGACGUGUGAUCUCAGGAUGUUGGCAUGAUGAUGUCAUUUUUUUCGCACAUGAUUGUUAUGUGCCGUUGGAUCUCACAGGGCUCAGGAAUGCAAAUGCAUGACCUUUCAUGA